UCCUUGAGAUUAAGAUAUCGACAGACAUGUUACCUUCCUGAUGCAUUGCAUCAUAAAUUCUUCCAAAACAUGAUAAACCAAAAUGAAUCCUGUGGUGCAGAGCAGAUAUCCAUAUCCUAUUUAACAUGCCUGCUUUCUUUAUUAGAAGAAUGGACUGGAGUGGAACAUCUGGAAGAAUAUCUGAGUUACCUGAUCUAUCUUACAUGGCUAUUUAUGCCAUUACUCAUACUACUUCUACUUCCAGCAGUCAUUGUCCUCCUCCUCUAUAUUUCUGUUAUCAUUCUUCAUAUUUAUAAAAGAAAGACAGACCUAAAAGAAGCUUAUUUGAAUGAUUUCUGGGAUGGUGCAAGACAAAUGUUGGCAACUAUAUGGUAUGUUCAUGCAAGAAUAUGGAAUGGUUAUGAGUUGCGUGGCCUGGAAAAAAUACCAGAUGGACCAGCACUGAUUGUUUUUUAUCAUGGAGCAACUCCCAUAGACUUUUUCUACUUGGUGGCCACUGUUCUUAUCAGGAAGAAAAGAAUCCUCCAUAUAGUUGCUGAUCAUUUUGUGUUUUUAAUUCCAGGGAUGAAGUUACUACUUGAUGUGUUCUGUGUUCUGCAUGGAUCCCCAGAAGAAUGUAGAAAAGUAUUGGAGAAUGGAGGACUGUUGGUAAUUGCACCAGGGGGAGUACGAGAAGCACUAUUCAGUGAUGAAAAUUACACCAUUAUGUGGAGAAAUCGUAAAGGGUUUGCUCAAGUGGCUAUUGAUGCGAAAGUGCCCAUCAUUCCUAUGUUCACACGAAAUGUUCGGGAAACCAUUCGAAUAUUUGGAGGACGAAUAAGAUUCUUAAGGUCGCUAUAUGAGUAUCUUCGUUUGCCACUACUUCCUGUGUAUGGGAACUUUCCAGUCAAAUUGCAGACAUAUUUUGGAGAUCCUAUUCCAUAUGAUCCAAACGUAACUGCAGAAGAACUGACAGAAAAAGCGAAGAAUGCUCUACAGUAUUUAAUAGACAAACAUCAGGAAAUACCAGGAAAUGUCUGGAGGGCUUUGAUGGAACGAGUUACAACAGAGAGAAAAGACGACUAAUAGCUUUGGCAAAUCAUUGUGAAAAUUUUUUGAAUGGUAUUUUAAUGUGAUGUAUUAUUUAAGAAUUGUUAUAUAUAUUUUUUAUUUGCUGUGCAAAUGUACAAUUUUAUAGACUUUUUAAAAAUUGUUAAAUGUAUGGUUCAGGCAACUAAAUCUUUAAGUAUCAGUACAACAGUUCGUUUUUUACAGAAAUAAAAAUUUAGUUAAAACACAAUCUUAACUUGGAAUAAGCUAUAAAAAUGAUAUUUUAGGCUUUUUGAAAAUGUAUCAAAUAUAUAGCUUAUUUCUACCACUUACUUAAUUAAGUGUAAGCUUAAAUGUUUUGAGACUAAAUUUGAUACUUUUCUUAAAAUUUGGAUUUUUUUUCCUAUUCCAUGUAUUGUCCAGUGUAGUAGAGG
Candoia aspera is the source of this 1463-nucleotide messenger RNA. RefSeq names its product DGAT1/2-independent enzyme synthesizing storage lipids-like. The coding region runs from base 70 to 1065 and encodes 331 amino acids. Gene Ontology annotation, molecular function: acyltransferase activity. The transcript has 7 exons. Lineage: Eukaryota; Metazoa; Chordata; Lepidosauria; Squamata; Candoiidae. The record is from RefSeq and is a predicted model, not a curated record.